CUAGAUGUUCCUUGAGCAAACAACUGGAGGCAGAGGUUGUGUCCAAGCAGAUCAGUGGUUUAGCUGGACUCUGGGCCGCUGUGCUGGCUGAAAGCAGACAGCCCAACUAGGAGCCUAUUUAUGUGACUGGUAGCAAUGAUGACAGAGAAGAAGACAGAAGACCUGACGAGUUGCAGGAGGCAAAAGAUGUGACUUUUCAUCCUGCCGUUAGUCUCAGUCAGCAGCUGUUUAACAAAGCAGGAGUUGCCUUUAAGUCCAGUUGCUCAACAGAUUCUCAGGAGAGUGAGGUGGUCUGACGGUCUGGGAUGGAAAACGAGGACCUCCAGCCCACUGAAGGAGGAGGCAGGGAGAAGACUGAACUUCUGAAGGACCAGCUCAACAGUGAGGAAAAGGGAGAGAAGGAGAACAAAGGCAAUAAGAAAGAGAAGAAGAAAGAGCGCCGGCGUUCAGGCUCUCUGUGGAGGAGUGGAUGGGCUCUGAGCGAACGGCUGGCCAUCAAUGUUUCAGGGAUGAGGUAUGAGACUCAGCUGCGAACAUUAGCCCAGUUCCCCAACUCUUUGCUUGGUGAUCCCAGGAGGAGAUCACGAUACUUCGACCCGCUUCGAAACGAGCUUUUCCUGGACCGCAACCGAGCCUGCUUUGAUGCCAUUCUGUAUUUCUACCAGUCAGGCGGGAGGCUCCGCAGGCCUGCAAACAUACCGCUGGACAUCUUUAUGGACGAGCUGAUGUUUUACGAGCUCGGAGAGGACAUCAUGAACCGCUUCAAGGAAGACGAGGGUUUCCCAAAAGAGGAGGAGAGGCCCCUGCCAUCCAAUGAGGUUCAGAAAAAGCUGUGGAAGCUGUUUGAACACCCCGAGUCUUCAUCAGGGGCCCGAAUCAUUGCUAUCAUCAGCGUGAUGGUGAUUGUGCUGUCCAUUCUCAUCUUCUGUCUGGAGACGCUCCCUGACUUCAAGAAAGAGGAGCACCAUUCCCACGCUAAGAAUGCUUCUGAGAACGCGCCUCCUCCUCCAAGUAUUUUCCACGAUCCUUUCUUCAUGGUGGAGACCGUGUGCAUCUGCUGGUUCUCCUUUGAGCUCAUCAUGCGCUUUGCUUGCUGUCCCAGCAAGACUCAGUUCUUCAAGGACGUCAUGAACAUCAUCGAUUUCAGCGCCAUCCUGCCGUACUUUGUCACUCUGGGAACAGAGCUGGUCAAAGAUGACGACGCCUCUCCAGCUACGUCCUUGGCCAUCAUCAGGGUUAUCAGACUGGUGAGGGUCUUCAGGAUCUUCAAGCUCUCUCGACAUUCGAAGGGCCUCCAGAUUCUUGGCCAGACACUGAGGGCCAGCAUGCGCGAGCUCGGCCUCCUGAUUUUCUUCCUGUUCAUCGGCGUCAUCCUCUUCUCCAGCGCCGUCUACUUUGCAGAAGCUGACCACCACAAAACAGACUUCGUCAGCAUACCACAUGGCUUCUGGUGGGCAGUCGUUACCAUGACUACAGUAGGCUAUGGCGACAUGUACCCAGUCACAGUGUGGGGGAAAAUGGUGGGCUCUAUGUGUGCCAUCGCUGGUGUUCUGACCAUCUCACUGCCCGUGCCUGUUAUAGUGUCCAACUUCAGCUACUUCUACCACCGGGAGACGGAAUGCGUGGACCAAACCGAGUACAGUCAUGUGCAGUCAACGCUGUGGGAGGACGGGGAGCCUGAAGGCGAGGAGACAGAGGACGGGGACAGGGAUCCAGAGGCAGAUUAUUACAACACUGAUGAAAUCUACAAUCCUCUCAAUGGGAAUUUACUUGGAGGACUAGAAUCUGGCCAGAUCGCAGAAGACAGAGGAAAUACGCACGUCAGCGAACCACUGGUCACACAGGUUUAGAAAGAAGGUUUAGACAAUAACAGAAAGUGAGUAAAAACAUGAAAAAUGGACAGUUUUGAAGAUCAGGAUGUUCUGGAAAAGAGAACCUUGUAAACCAUCAGCUGGUACUUUGUGCAGUACGCUCAGAUUAGCACUGAUAUACCUCCAAACAACUUUAUAUUUCCUCUUCUGGCUCAUUUACUUGUCAUUUACUGCUGCACUAGCCA
Messenger RNA from Nematolebias whitei (Rio pearlfish), 2056 nucleotides. RefSeq names its product potassium voltage-gated channel subfamily A member 1. Bases 306 to 1850 code for a protein of 514 amino acids. The transcript is spliced from 3 exons. The record is from RefSeq and is a predicted model, not a curated record. Gene Ontology annotation, biological process: potassium ion transmembrane transport; protein homooligomerization. Lineage: Eukaryota; Metazoa; Chordata; Actinopteri; Cyprinodontiformes; Rivulidae. Gene Ontology annotation, molecular function: delayed rectifier potassium channel activity; protein binding. Gene Ontology annotation, cellular component: membrane; voltage-gated potassium channel complex.